ACGAAAACGCGCACCAUCGCUGCCGCCGCAAGCACCACCGGUCUCCGAAGAGGAAAGCGCGCUAAAGUACGCCGCGCCACAAGUUGCAGCAGGACGUCUCAGACACGUCAUCGCCAUCAAAACCGGCUGCGCGUAUAAUACGACAUACCUACCUAUAUACCUGAUUAUUGUAUUACUAUCAAACGAGGUUGAGUCGCGGUAUAUACCGUGAAUACCGCGGUGUGAGUUUAUCGGUAACGAUGACGUCCAGCGACGGAGGACUGCAGUCGUGUCGCCGGCCGGACAAUCGGAGCGGCAGCGGCGGCGGUGGCGGCGGCGGCCAAAACCUGCCGAUAAUAAUGGCCACCGGUUGUCGGAUGCCGCGGUCGCCGUCUCGCGACAAGGACUUUGCGUCGUGCGCCGCCUCCAGGACCUCCACCGGCGCCCAUCAACAGCAACAACAGCCCUUCGCCACCACCGCCGUCGUCCUGAACCGCGUCACCAGCUCUUAUCCCGAAGCGUUUUUCAAAAGGAUGUCACAGGACAUAACUAAUUCGGUGUGGUUCGAGGAAGAGAACGAUUUGAUAAAAAGCUGCGGGGCACUGCAGUCAGCGCUCGGUCUAUCCAAAAGCUUCAGCACCAGCGACAUCGCAGACGCGACCAGCAUGGACACUGGGUGUUGGCUGGCGGACAGCGAGGACGUCCGCAUGCCGCACAGCGCUUCCGAGCUGGCCAUAAACAAGUUGCGCAUAAACUCGGACGUGCUUCUGAUGGCCACCACCAUGCAGGGCCGGUUGGGCAACACGUCGCGAUCUCUGUCCACGUGCGUGGUGGUCGGCGACAUGGCGUCCACGUCGCAGCUGCCGUCGCCGAGUCGGUACUCCAGCUCGCUGCACAACAGCUACGCGUCGUCCGCUUUCAGUCCCACCGACCUAGUGAGAUCCGUCAACAAAAAGGUGCGGCAAAAUUAUAUUCAACGACGUCUACUGAUCACUUACAAGACAUUGGAACGUUUGUCACUGAGCGAAUUCAAUUUAGACAAGUCGAGUUCUGGAGGAGGAGCCGACCAUGUACCGGACCAACUGCAGUUGUCCGACCGCAAUGACGGCACCGGAGCUGCCAUAGCCGCCGCCGCGGGUUCAAGCAAAUAUUUGAGCGUACCGAGGACCGGCAAGCCGCUGUGCCCGGACGACAUUGCCGUGUGCACAGACACCAUAAAGAGAUAUCAGCCAAAGGCGUUCACCAGAUACGACAGGAACAUGUUCAUAGUCAACUGGCUGGAUAACAUCGAUCCGCAGAACACCACCGCGGAAGAUCAAUAAAACACACACACACACGAUAUUGACAAUUUAUAUUAUAAUUAUAAUAAUAUAAUAAUUGAAGGACUUGCUGCAAAAACUACCAGACAAGUCGACUUUUUGAAACAGGUUACUGCAGGAUCAGCAUACAAAACUUUUUGAUGGUCUAAAAUUUUUUUUUUUAUUAUACUUAUUCACAAUUAUUUUGAAUUCCGUGAAAGAUACUGCAGGACAUGCAAGACGAACAGUGGACACUGUUGGUUCGUAUUUUAUGUAGAUGUCUAACCUUAAUUUCAUACAAAUGUAAUAAUAUUAUAUUAUAAACUUCAACAGAAACGAACUUAUCUGGUUUUUUCCCAACAAUCAUUUUUUUUUUGUCGUUUAAAACCACGUAUUUGACACUAAUCGAGACGAGGGAUGUAUGCAUACUAUAGUAUGUUUACUUAUGUUUAUUUUUUAUGUCAUAAUGUGACCAUUAUUUGCAGCAAAAUUCAGAAAAGUCCGCGGACUUGUCUGAUUCUUGUACCAAAAGAAAAAAAUAAAUCAAGAUACAGAGUCCGUUCAUAAUAAAAACUAUUCCUAACCUACUUAUAUCUUUUAUAUUAUAUAUAAUUAUUAGUAUCUACCUAUACCUGGUUAUUGUACCAACUUAUGGGGGAUUUUUGUUUUUGGUUUUAUGCCGUAAAAAUUUACAUUUUCAAAAAAAAGCGAUUUUAAGGUGAUUUUUGCAGCAACUUCUUCUAUUUAGUGUUAUUGUUAUAGUGAAAUUCGCGCGCAACUUAAUUCGAUAUGAGCAUCGAUAUCAAUGCUGCUAAAAAAAAAUUAACUGCUAUAUUGUAUAAUAUUCUUAUUAUCUAUUAUUUAAUUAUUAUCUGAUUGUUGUUAAUUUGGAUGCGGACAUCAUCGCGUGUGAAUCAUAAUAAUAUAUUAUAUUAUAUUAGGUAGGUAUUUAUGAUUCAUAUAAUGAAUGCGUUAUGACCAUAUAUUAUUUUAAAUCGAUGAAUUCUAAAUGUUUCGUUAACAUAUGUUAUAUUAUGCACAUAUGUCAUAUAUAGACGUGAGUGAUGUCGUUUCAAAGACGAUUUUUCACUUCCUAAAGUUAUUACGUCAUAUUUUAUCAAAUUGACAGAGAGAUAGAAUAAUUAAUAAUUAUUAAAUCUUGUUUAGGCUUGAGCCAUUUAGUUGAACAUAUUUUUAUCAAAACAUCUAAGUGUGUUGUUCCCUACUUGAUAUUAGGUAUUUAAGUAAAUAUCCCACCUUGCAUUUGCGUUAAAUAUAUGUUUCUAUUAGGAAAACCGAAGAAACAUAACAUUAUGAUUGCAUGAAUUUAAAUUUCAUAUAUUUUAUAAAUAGGUAGUAUCCGUGAAUCACACGACGAUUUAAGGUUGCAGGCUAACUGUUAUUAUAACAUUAUAUAAAUGUUUCAUUUUUGGUCCCUACUUCCUAACAAGACUAUAAAAGUCUAGCUAUUUGAUUAUUAGCUACCUACAUAAUAUAUUUAUCCAUGAAAGUACCUACGAAUAUAUAUCGUCCCUUUGACUUAAAAAUAUUCCUAUUUCGUUUGUACCUAUUUGAUAAAUUAUAAUUUUGUACCAACCUAUCUUAAUGUAUUGAUGUUUCUAUUUGUUGACUUAUAUCUUAUAAAGCGUAGGUAACAAUAUUCAAAAUAUAUUAGGUAUGUUUAAGGCAUGGUUUAAGUUGGAAAUCUGUAUAAUAAUUACAUUUAUCAGGUAACUGAUAAAUUAUAUGUAGACAUAAUUUAGUUAACUUGUUUACAUUAAAGUGAUCAGUGAAUUUGUCAAGAAUCGAAAGUCAAUUAAAUUAACAUUUUUAUUACGAUUUUUAACAGUAUAUAUACUAUAUACUACUAUAGGUUAAUCAAUUUACAUGUAUUCAAAUUAAUGCUGGAAUUGAAAAAAAACCAAUAAUAUAGAUAUUCUAAAAUGUUUUCGUUAACUAAUGUCCGCCAAUCUCCUUUUGUAAAAUAUUAGUUGAGGUACGCUCAAAUAUUUAAAAACAAAUUUAAAUAUAGUACUAUGUCUCCUCAGUCCUCACAUUCUCUACACUAUUACUAAAUUGUCCCAUUCCAGCAUUGUACCUAUAACAGUAUUACGCUUUGAUCAAUUUAGACGAAGACUUGAGAAAUUUGUUUUAAGGCAUAUAUUUUAUUACAACACGUAUAACGAACCAAAUGAUUAAAUACAAAUCUAAUAUUUUAAAAACAUUAAAUUGUUAAAAAUAACAAAAUUAUAAAAGUAAAUAAUAAAUGAUGUAUAAAAACAUUUAUUCAUACUUAAAAAUUUUAGUGAAGCUCAUUAAUCAUUAUUAUUAUAAUAUUAUUAAAUAAUAAUACAAAUAAUUUAUAAAGUUUGAUUUGUACUAGCUACUUAGAUAUUUACCUAAACUGUAUUUCCUUUAUACAUUUCAAAUACUUGUUUUUACUUAUAUUAUAUGAAGUGGCCAAGCCCAUUUAUUUAAAACAUAAUUUUAUACUUAAAUUUGUAUGACAUUAUGUUGGCAAAAAGUUUUAAAUUGACAAAAUACAAUUUUUAUAUUUUGCUUGUAUUUUAAAAGUAUUAAUUAUAUGAAUUACCUAAAUGUUUUAAGUCUAUUUAAAAUGCGGCCUUAAAUCAUGUUACCAAUUCAAUUUUUUUUUAUGUGUUUAAUUUAUACAACUUAAUUCAUUAUAAUUAUCAGACUAAAUUAUAUACACCAGUUAAGCUUAUAUUCUUAUAAAAUACUAUUUUUUUAUCUAGGUAAUAAUAAUAACAAUAUUAUUCCAUUAUUUAAAUUAUAAUAAUAAUUGCAUUUAAUAAUAAAUCUUUUAAAAAUGUCAAAUCAAAUGUUUUCAACUAACGUGGCAGUACAAUUGAUAACAGACUCACUUACAAUCUAAAAACAAAAAUAGUAAAAUAAUAUAUUAUAAUGCAUGUUGAGCGUAAAAUAUCUUGUUAUAAUAUAAUGACACAUUGUUUAUGUUCUGGACCCACUGUACCUAGUCAUGUAGGUCAGGAGCAGGAAAAUCCCUCAGAGUUUUUUUAGGUGUUGGGAGUUGUUGAGUGUUUCAGUGUUUGACGUAUGUAUUAAAAAAAUACUGUUAAUGGAUAAAAUACUAAAAUACGCAUAUUAAUUAGGUAAUUUUAUAAUUUGUAUAAUAACAUAAUUUAACAAUUUUGCCUAUUUUGGAACCCUACAAGAAUAAAAUCAGUUUUUAUUAAAGACUUUUUCAAUUUUACGGUAUUUCUUAAAUCCGUCCAUAUACUAAAAAAUACAUUUUUCUAAUUUUUAAAUACUCAAAUAAUUCUACUUAAUAUAUUAUUAAUUAAAUAAUUUUUAAAUAAUAAAUUAACACCGGCAUUUCCAACAGAUCCAUUGAAAUAUAACCUGUAAGCCUCUAGAAUGAAACCAUUAUUGUAUUUAAAAAGUUGUAUUUAUCAGUACCUACUUAGAAUGAUCGUGGAAAGCUUAGUAUUGUUAUGUUUUUUGGAAAUAUAAUUUUGAAUUGUAUACCUACGUCCUACAUACUAUUACCUAUGUCUAUUAAUCGCUUGUUCAAUGUUUUAUAUAAUAUAUAUAUAUUUAUUUACAUAGUUUAUAGUAUAGUAUAGAAUACCUAUAUAGUAUUUGCUUAUAAUUUAUCGUUGUCAUGAAUAGUUUAAAUAGUUUAUUAAUCAAUAUUCCUACAUUAUAUUAUUAUAUUGAUAUUGUAUUUCAUAAUUUCUUCAUCUUAAAUGUAGUACAUAUUUUGGUUAUAUUAUUGUUAUUAUUCCAAUAUAUGGUAAAUAAUAUAAUAUUAUAUUAAUUAGGUACCUAUAUCAGUAUAAUAAAAGGUGAAUAAGUUUCAGACAAAGUUUUACCUAAUGCCUAUAAUUGGCUAUUAGUUACAUAUUGAAUAUUUUUAAUCAUUAAAAUAAAAUAAUACAAUUUAAACAAUUAUAAUUAAGCUUAGAUUGUUUUAAUUACUUAUCCAUAUUAUUAUAUAACUAUAAUAAGAAAGUGAGCAGUGAGCAGGGAUGAAUUAAAUAUGUUAAACCAAUUACACAUCGUUGGAUAUACAUAAUAAUAGAAUAUUGUUAUUGUAACACUCAUUUGAGUGUUCUCAAUUUUAAAAUUCGGUUAACACACUGUGCUUACAAUACUGAUUUAGGGCAGUCUUGUUAAGUAUUCAAAUACUUUCAAAAUACUUUUUUUUUACAUUUUGUUCUAGAAUACCUACUAAAUACUUUUCUCAUAAGUAUACCUUUAUAAAAAAAUCUAUACCGGAAAGUCAUAUUACAUAUUUAUGAGCGUUUGAAGUUUUAAAUUCUUACAACCUUGGAUAUUCACCCAUAAAUUGAUUUCUCAUCGAACGAUUUUUUUGUUUUGUUGAAAGUUAAAAACGAAAAACCGUAGAUAAUU
Molecule: messenger RNA, 5675 nt
Organism: Metopolophium dirhodum (rose-grain aphid)
Lineage: Eukaryota; Metazoa; Arthropoda; Insecta; Hemiptera; Aphididae
Exons: 3
Coding region: 240-1301 (353 amino acids)
Source: RefSeq, a predicted model, not a curated record